UCAUCUAAGUUGUAUUGCUCCUCCUUGUCUGUGCACCAAGUGGCUUUAGGUAUGUUACGGAAACAAUUGAAAAAUGAUAGCAGAAUUUUUAUAUAGUCUGAUUAUUAAGUGAUUAUAAUUUAACCGUAUUUCUAAUUAUUUCCGUAUAAAACGUCGAUUUCGCCAGCUGUUUACUCGAUGCCGUGCUGAUUGGCCUGCGUCGCUGUUCCUUCAUCUUAACGCGCACUGGUCCUGCGCAGAUCGGCUCUCGAUGAAGUCCCUGAACGGUCCGUCGGAAACGUCACUUCCGUCCUCCGGUCAAACUCAGUUUUGUAACAUUUCAGCUUCUAGAGUUUGAAUACGUUGUUUUUCUUUUGAAUACACAUUUUUGGUAGCGCUUAGACACACUCGAGCCUUGAAGUAGCGAUAUGAAUACUUUUGCUUCUGUCUGACGCAGUAAGGCUUCCUUUCGUUCAGAGGUUCGCGCUGGUUAGCAAGUUAGCAAGCUGGUUAGCAAGUAGCAAGCUGAUUGCUAGGUAACGUCUGCUGACAACGGACCUACGCGGGAUGUGACUGACAGCCUUCAGUAACCCUCACUUCUGACAGUUACUCAGUUGAUUUUUGUGUCAGGUAGCUGCUUACUUACGAGUCAUGUGUUAUACGAAGACGGACAUCUAACUAACACUGGGGCCAAGAAUGGAGAAUUCAGAGACCAGUCCAUCAUCAGGGCCCCUGGCAGGGCCAGACAGAAGCAUGGGGCAACCCCCAGCCCCCUCUGGUCAGCUGUCAGAGUCAGCCAGGCCCUCCAAACACCGGGAGCACCCGCCCAAGUCACCAAGGAGACGUCGGAAAGGGACAAGGUUGCAGCAGCGGGGGGGUAAUCAUGAACAGCUGCUGUGGGAGAUCGAGCGGCGGAGGUUACCAGGCCAACACGAGCACUUGGAGCCCUCUGGCUCGGCGAGCGACCCAGCAGAAAGCUCUCCUAAGAGGAGAGCCCACUUUCUACAUGGACCGUACCCAGCCACUCACUUCGGACCCAAAGCCUGCAUUCUUCCCAACCCAACUUCAGUCAUGCACAUCCAGGACCCAGCCAGCCAGCGGCUCACUUGGAAUAAACCUCCUGUCAACGUGCUUGUCAUCAGGAAAAUCAGAGAUGAGAGCCUCGUUGAGCCUUUCAAAGAGCUCUGCAGGUUUCUAGUGGAGGAGAAGCAGAUGAUGGUGUACGUGGAGCGCAGGGUGGCAGACGAUGCUACGCUGUCAAAGGAUGAGGCGUUCGGCUCCAUCCGCAAUCAGCUCUGUACCUUCAGAGAGGGUUACGAUGACAUCUCUGACUGCAUAGACCUGAUCAUCUGUCUGGGUGGAGAUGGGACUCUGCUCUACGCCUCCUCUCUCUUCCAGGGCAGCGUCCCUCCGGUUAUGGCAUUUCACCUCGGGUCUCUGGGUUUCCUGACGCCCUUCAAAUUUGAGUCCUACAAGACUGAAGUGGCCAAAGUGUUUGAAGGCAAUGCAGCCAUCACACUGCGCAGUCGUCUGAAGGUGAAGGUGGUGAAGGACAUGCUUCAGAGGGCAGGUCAGCCGCCGUACACCCGAGAGACGCUGCUGCAGCAGCAGCAGCAGCAGCAGCAGGAACACAACGGACUCCUUCCUCAUGGACACACCAACAGUGAGGCAGGCAAAGUCACCCUGCAGCUACAGGUGUUGAAUGAGGUGGUGGUGGACCGAGGCCCGUCCUCCUACCUGUCCAAUGUGGACUUGUACCUGGACGGACGACUCAUCACCUCAGUGCAGGGGGACGGUGUGAUCGUGUCCACACCUACAGGCAGCACAGCAUAUGCAGCCGCAGCAGGAGCCUCUAUGAUCCACCCCAACGUGCCGGCCAUCAUGGUUACCCCAAUCUGCCCGCAUUCGCUCUCCUUCAGGCCCAUCGUCGUCCCUGCUGGGGUGGAGCUCAUGAUCACCUUGUCUCCCGAUGCCAGGAACACCGCCUGGGUGUCCUUUGAUGGCAGGAAGAGGCAGGAGAUCCAACACGGAGACUGCAUAAAGAUAACUACAUCUUGUUACCCAGUGCCUUCCAUCUGUUGCCACGACCUGGUGUACGACUGGUUCGAAAGCCUGGCUCAGUGUUUGCACUGGAACGUGCGCAAGAGGCAGGCGCGACUGGCGGACAUCUCGGACUCAUCAGACACAGAAAACUGAAUCAGCAGGUUUGCUUUUACCAACCAGGAGUUCACCACAAAAAUAUUUUCAUGGCAGGAGCGAUACAUUGCGAGAACCUGAGCACGUGUAGCUACAGCCCCAUUAGUUUACAUUAGGACUAUGAAUAGUUUGUGCAAUGAGCAUACUGUGUAUACAGUAUUUUAUAUAGUCAUACAUGUGAGGAAGCAUUACAUUCCAGUACAAACACACUGGAGGGGGGGGGGGGGGGGUGCCAAUUGGAGUUAUUUAAAUGAUUACGGUGUAUUCUGAAUAAGUACUGUAUGGACUUCAUCAUCAAUGCAAUGAUCAGUGUGUAAACUCUAGGUGUUACUGGUGUAAACUCAGAAGGAUAUUUAGAGAAACAGAUGAAUAAUGUAAAUGUGUACAUACAGGAUUCCAGGAUAAAUUUAUUUAAUGUCAUAUUUAUGUGAUAUUUAUAUAUUUUUAAGAUAGGAGCAUAAAAAGCCUGAAUUAGAACUGAAUUUCCAUUACUAAUUCAGCCAAAGACUGCUGUGAGUGACUGUCCUGUACAGACGUAUUGUCCAAUCCAGAGCCGACUUUCUGUACUUCCUACCAGUAGCUGUCGUUCGUUAGUUUUUUUUCAACCACUUUUGGAACAUUUCUGCCAGAGUGAAAUUAUUUAAGUCCGAUUGCAUGAUGUAGAACAAAACAAAAUGAGAACGAGGUGGAGAAAUUUCAUGAUCUUUUAACUGUGAGUCUGUAGCAGAGCUAAAAUAAACUGAAUAAUGGCUAUCUUUUUUUUUUUUUACAUUAAAUAAUGUUUUUUCCACUCCCUUCAUUUGGAUUAAUACUGCUGAAAUGCCUGCAGCAGAUCUGCAGGUCAGAAGGUCUUUUGUGAAUCACCAGUGAGCAGAUUAUACAGUAUUUACUUUUAUUGACGAAUGCAGGAAGAUGUUUUCAUAAUGAGUUUUUUCCCCACUAAGGAUCAUGACAGUGACAAAAGAAAAGAUACACUGCAGGAACAUAUGACCAUACUUGUGUGCUUUCUAUAUUUUUAUUGCAAUGAUAAGAUACAGAUAUAUUUCCAGACAUCCAGUUUUAUUAAAUUAUACUCCAAUAUUGCAUGUGACAGUCUUCAGAAUGACAUUAAUCUGAAUGUGGACAACCAGGCGAUCAAAAGACACAUUUUGACCAGAUAAAUCAUGGAUGUUUUACAGUUUUACUUUUUAUUUCCCUCAGAAAUGUGCGAUGAGAAGCAGCAGCACAGAGAAGAAUACUACAAUAUACAACAGACCGAUACUGUGCAACAGUCAAGAACAGUUUGGGAGAAUAACCUUUUUUUUUUUUUCCUCAUUUGUGAAAUAUUUCUGCAAAUAUUGAGAGUAUAUCGACUGGUAAUGCAGGACACAGAGAUGCACUUUGCCCAUUUGGUGAAGAGAGAGGGGG
Scatophagus argus is the source of this 3582-nucleotide messenger RNA. It is a transcript of the gene nadkb, whose product is annotated as NAD kinase b. The transcript has 12 exons. Lineage: Eukaryota; Metazoa; Chordata; Actinopteri; Scatophagidae. Gene Ontology annotation, molecular function: NAD+ kinase activity. The record is from RefSeq and is a predicted model, not a curated record. Bases 676 to 2175 code for a protein of 499 amino acids. Gene Ontology annotation, biological process: NAD+ metabolic process; NADP+ biosynthetic process.